GAGAGGAAAGAACCGGCUGGCUCCUCCUGGAAAUAUGCUGAGAGCAUACAGAACUUCCCCACGCCUUCAAAAUUGUACCCUGCUGCCCAGGAGCUUGCUUCAGUAGCCUUCCCAGCCCACUAUGGCCACCACCAAUAGCAGUGCGGGCAUCCGUUGGUCCAGACAGGAGACCCGAACUCUUCUCUCCAUACUAGGCGAGGCAGAGUACAUCCAACGCCUCCAUACUAUGCAUCAUAAUGCAGAUGUCUAUCAGGCCGUGUCUAAGCGGAUGCAGCAGGAGGGCUUCCGCCGCACCGAACGCCAGUGCCGCUCCAAGUUUAAAGUUCUGAAGGCAUUGUAUUUAAAGGCCUAUGUGGCCCAUGCCACAAGUAUGGGGGAUCCACCGCACUGUCCAUUUUAUGAUAUGUUGGAUCAGCUUCUUCGAAAUCAGAUAGUGACUGACCCAGACAACUUAAUGGAGGCUGGUGCUUGGGCCAAGCACUGUGAUCAGAAUUUAGUGGCCUCUGACACCCCAGGGCAAGAGGGAAGCAGCAUGCGGAAAUCAAAAAGGACUCAGGCAGCUGGCCAUCAGCACAUUUUGCAAAGAGUUAAGGAAUCAGAUGAGGAUUGUCAACUGAGAAUCAGUGACCGGAUGCCAGAAGCCAGUGACCUUGAGGACUCCUGGGAUGACUCCUCGGGUGCAGGGUGCUCUCAAGGGACCCCCAGCUACAGCAGCUCCCACCACCUUUUCAGAGGGUCAGUUGCUCCCUGUCAGAGCAGCCCCAUGGCCAGACUGGGUGUGUCGAGGGAGUCCAGUCCCUGCACCAGCACCAGCCGAAACCCUCUUGGGGCAGCCUCCACACCACAGCCUCCAGGCUCCUCUUCCAGAGUUGCCUUUAUCUCUGGUGGGGAUAGACUUCUGACCAGUGAGCCCCCUCCACGGUGGGCAAGGCGAAGAAGGCGCUCAGUGGCCAGGACCAUUGCAGCUGAGUUGGCAGAGAACAGGAGGUUGGCGCGAGAACUCUCCAAGCGAGAGGAAGAGAAGCUGGACAGGCUGAUUGCUAUUGGGGAGGAGGCCAGUGCCCAGCAAGACACUGCCAAUGAGCUGCGCAGGGACGCUGUCAUUGCCGUGAGACGCUUGGCGACGGCGGUGGAAGAAGCAACUGGAGCUUUUCAGCUAGGGCUUGAGAAGUUGCUUCAGAGAUUGAUUUCAAAUACCAAAAGCUAGGGACUGGCUGAAUGGACAUGUUUUCCAGACUGUUACAAGCCCACAUCGAACAACUACCUUCUGGAACCCUGGCUCCCUUUCUGUCUUC
Peromyscus leucopus (white-footed mouse) is the source of this 1295-nucleotide messenger RNA. RefSeq lists its product as uncharacterized. Bases 122 to 1207 code for a protein of 361 amino acids. The record is from RefSeq and is a predicted model, not a curated record. NCBI's taxonomy places the organism in Eukaryota, Metazoa, Chordata, Mammalia, Rodentia, Cricetidae. The transcript has a single exon.